UUCUUCUGGCCUGUCCGCCAUGUAAAGUUGCCACGGUAGUAUUCCGGUUACAGAUGCAUAUGCUGAAUGGAGCCCUUCUUGCAUUAUUAUUUCCAGUGCUGAAUACGCGAAUGCUGCCAUUUGAAGUUGAGGUCUAUUACAUCCAACACAUCCUGCUUUACAUAGUUCCCAUUUACCUACUGCGGAAAGGAGGGGUGUAUACAGCAGAGCCACUCUGUAACUUUUGGUGGGCAAUUCUGGCAACUGGACUCAUGUUUUUCUACCACUUCAGCUUCCUACAAAUACUAGGCUUGAUGACAGAAGUAAACCUGAACAACAUGUUGUGCCCAGCUGUGUCUGACCCCUUCUAUGGGCCGUGGUAUCGUAUAUGGGCAUCGGGACACCAGACCAUCAUGACCAUGAUCCAUGGGAAGUUAAUUGUCGCCUUGUUCUCCCCCGGGGCUCCGCGCUUUAAGUUCCUGGUGGACCUGUUUCCUUUUUCAGGAAAGAAAGUGGAUUGAUAGGCCACUACGGGAGUGGCACAGCUUCAACCUCUUCUCAGCCAAAACUAAUUGUGCACAACUGGCAUACAGAGGUUAAAAGGGCUACCAACCCUUUUGUUAUGAACCAGUGUCAAGAACUUCCAGUUGCCUAAAUAAGUGACCUUACGGAAGGGGCCAGAGUUUCAAUUGUGUUUUUUCACUUUUAAUGAUUUCUAACAAUUUUGCUGCCCUAUGAGCCAAACUGCACAGUAGGCAGCAUUAGGUGAACAUGAUAUGAGGGCUAAGGUGGCUGUCUAUCUUUGCACAGGGAUCCUUCUGACCUGGAUUCUAGUUUGGGAGUGCAGUCUGUUACAAGAACGGAUGUUUUUAUUUGUAAUUAUGGGGAGUUCGGCACAACCCAUAGUGAGUCACUUGGCUGUCUAGACUGCGGGCCUGCAGUGUGUCUUGUUAAAUCAAUGCUGAUCUGAUUUAAAGGCCAUCUGAAUGAGUAAAGUGCUAAUGGAUCUAUUUUCCAUAACUGU
Molecule: messenger RNA, 1003 nt
Organism: Nanorana parkeri
Lineage: Eukaryota; Metazoa; Chordata; Amphibia; Anura; Dicroglossidae
Product: transmembrane protein 164-like
Exons: 5
Coding region: 54-500 (148 amino acids)
Source: RefSeq, a predicted model, not a curated record